This is a messenger RNA of Carlito syrichta (Philippine tarsier), 954 nucleotides long. Its product is annotated as olfactory receptor 51A4-like. The transcript has a single exon. NCBI's taxonomy places the organism in Eukaryota, Metazoa, Chordata, Mammalia, Primates, Tarsiidae. Gene Ontology annotation, biological process: G protein-coupled receptor signaling pathway. Gene Ontology annotation, cellular component: membrane. The coding region runs from base 1 to 954 and encodes 317 amino acids. The record is from RefSeq and is a predicted model, not a curated record. Gene Ontology annotation, molecular function: olfactory receptor activity; G protein-coupled receptor activity.
AUGGGACUUAAAAACAGUAGCUGGUUUCAGCCACCUAGUCUCCUUCUAACGGGCAUCUCUGGACUGGAGGCUGUACAAAUAUGGAUCUCUAUCCCGCUGUGUGUCAUGUACCUCACUGCCCUCCUAGGAAACUGCACCAUCCUCUUUGUCAUCAAGUCCACCUCCAGCCUCCAUGAGCCUCAGUACAUCUUCCUGUCUAUGCUGGCAGCUACGGAUUUGGGUCUGUCUUUGUCAACUCUACCUACAGUACUCAAUGUCUUUCUCCUGAAUCACAGGGAGAUCAGGUUCCACUCCUGCCUGACUCAGAUGUUCUUCAUCCAUACCUUCUCCUGCCUGGAGUCAGCCAUCCUGCUGGCCAUGGCCUUUGACCGGUUUGUAGCUAUUCGCAACCCGCUACACUACACGGUGGUUUUAACUCCGCCUAGGAUUAUCCAGACGGGGCUUACUGCUGUGGUUAGGGGUGUGGCAUUGAUGGUGCCCUUGCCAAUCCUGCUGAAGCGACUGCCCUUCUGCAAAGAUGUUAUUUUGUCCCAUUGUUAUUGCUACCACCCUGAUGUGAUGAAGCUGGCCUGUGGUCCUGUUAGAGUCAACAUGAUCUAUGGGUUGUCCCUUGUCAUCUGCUCCUUUGGAAUUGACUUUAUGUUCAUCGUUGUUUCAUACAUCCUGAUUCUGAAAACAGUUUUGGGUAUUGCUUCAAAGGGUGGUCAGCUCAAGGCACUUAAUACUUGUGUUUCCCACAUCUUUACUCUCUUCAUCUUUUAUGUGCCUCUCAUUGUGCUGGCUCUCAUUCAUAGGUUUGGUACAUUUACAUCUCCUCUUCUUCAUGUCACCAUGGCCAAUCUCUUUCUUUUCUUGACUCCUGUCCUUAACCCUUUGGUUUAUAGCUUAAAAAACAGACAAAUAAGGUCAGCAGUACAUAUUUUAUUCAAGGGUAGGAGGAAUUUGCUCAAAUAG